This is a messenger RNA of Centrocercus urophasianus (Greater sage-grouse), 692 nucleotides long. It is a transcript of the gene RAB33A, whose product is annotated as RAB33A, member RAS oncogene family. Gene Ontology annotation, cellular component: endosome; Golgi apparatus. The record is from RefSeq and is a predicted model, not a curated record. The transcript is spliced from 2 exons. Lineage: Eukaryota; Metazoa; Chordata; Aves; Galliformes; Phasianidae. The coding region runs from base 1 to 675 and encodes 224 amino acids. Gene Ontology annotation, molecular function: GTPase activity; GTP binding. Gene Ontology annotation, biological process: Rab protein signal transduction.
AUGGCGGCGGGAGGAGGGCGGCCGCCGGGCCCGGAUUCCUCGCUGGAGCCCUACGUGCAGACCCGCAUCUUCAAAAUCAUCGUCAUCGGAGACUCCAACGUGGGCAAGACGUGUCUGACCUUCCGCUUCUGCGGAGGCACCUUCCCCGAUAAGACCGAGGCCACCAUCGGCGUGGACUUCAGGGAGAAGACGGUGGAGAUCGAGGGGGAGCGCAUCAAGGUGCAGGUGUGGGACACGGCCGGGCAGGAGCGGUUCCGGAAGAGCAUGGUGGAGCAUUACUACCGCAACGUGCACGCCGUGGUCUUUGUGUACGACGUCACCAAGAUGACAUCAUUCACCAACCUCAAGAUGUGGAUCGAGGAGUGCAACGGGCACGCUGUGUCCCCGCUCGUCCCCAAAGUGCUGGUAGGGAACAAGUGUGACUUGAAGGACCUGAUCCAAGUGCCGUCCAGCAUGGCCCUCAAAUUCGCCGACGCUCACAACAUGCUGUUGUUCGAAACCUCAGCCAAGGACCCUAAGGAGAGCCAGAACGUGGAGUCCAUCUUCAUGUGCCUGGCCUGUCGGCUGAAGGCGCAGAAAUCGCUGCUCUAUCGCGAUGUGGAGAAGCGGCCGGGCCGGGCGCAGAAGCUGGAGCAGUCGCGCGACGCCCACGGUAAAAGCGCGUGUCCGUGCUGAGCGCCUUCAAUAAAGUC